AUGCGACUUAAGCUGAUCAUAAAGAUUGGCUUGGAUAGGGGCUCUUUAGGGCUGGGAGUGCAGAUCGAGCCGCAUGCAGACAGACCAGAUGAACAGACUCCUCGGCCUCAUCAAACUGUCUCUUUCCCUUACGGCGGACAGUUCAGCUGCCGACUGUGGAGCGCCGAACUGGCCUGCACUGUCACUUGGCUCCAGUCUCAACCUAUCGGCAUGCUCUGCCACGGUUUACGACUUUUCCGCACCGGCCAGGCACCGCUUCGACUCAAGUCGGCGCCCCUUUCGGAGGCCUUCUGUCCCGUCGAUAUUCAGCACGGGCUCCUGAUGCCAUCCGGACCAUCGAGGAAUGCACACACCUCCGCAGUCAGGCCAUGCAACACGCGAUGA
Protopolystoma xenopodis is the source of this 384-nucleotide messenger RNA. NCBI's taxonomy places the organism in Eukaryota, Metazoa, Platyhelminthes, Monogenea, Polystomatidea, Polystomatidae. The record is from the annotation of a GenBank genome assembly.